Triticum urartu is the source of this 775-nucleotide messenger RNA. RefSeq names its product ubiquitin-NEDD8-like protein RUB1. Gene Ontology annotation, molecular function: protein binding. The record is from RefSeq and is a predicted model, not a curated record. NCBI's taxonomy places the organism in Eukaryota, Viridiplantae, Streptophyta, Magnoliopsida, Poales, Poaceae.
GACCCGAGCCGCAGAGACACCCACCCCACCCGAGGAGAAAAGAAAGGAUUUUCGUUUCGUUUUCGUCCGCUUCCGCCCCCGCUCCGUCGUCCUCACGCGACCAGCAGCUUGACUCCCUCCCGCACCGCACGCACGAGCAGCAGGAAGAUGCAGAUCUUCGUCAAGACCCUCACGGGGAAGACCAUCACCCUCGAGGUCGAGAGCAGCGACACCGUCGACAACGUCAAGGCCAAAAUCCAGGACAAGGAAGGGAUUCCUCCGGACCAGCAGCGUUUGAUAUUUGCUGGCAAGCAGUUGGAGGAUGGACGCACGCUUGCUGACUACAACAUUCAGAAGGAGUCGACUCUUCACUUGGUCCUCAGGCUCAGGGGCGGCACGAUGAUCAAGGUCAAGACUCUCACUGGGAAGGAGAUCGAAAUCGACAUUGAGCCCACCGACACGAUUGACAGGAUCAAGGAGCGCGUUGAGGAGAAAGAAGGCAUUCCUCCUGUGCAGCAAAGGCUGAUAUACGCUGGUAAGCAGCUUGCAGAUGACAAGACUGCCAAGGACUACAACAUCGAAGGUGGCUCGGUCCUCCAUCUUGUCCUUGCUCUGAGGGGUGGUUACUAGUUAAGCUGUAAUGGAAACACUUGCCUCCUGAGAGAAGUGACCAUUGGUGGCAUGGAACCUGUGUUGGUGUUGCAAAGAGAUAAUAACAAACUAGCUUUGCUUAGUGGGAGGGGCUGUCUUCCAUGUUAUCUGCCUAUAUGAUUUGACAAAACUACUCGCAACUUUA